Molecule: messenger RNA, 108 nt
Organism: Eurypyga helias (sunbittern)
Lineage: Eukaryota; Metazoa; Chordata; Aves; Eurypygiformes; Eurypygidae
Product: cytochrome c oxidase assembly protein COX19-like
Exons: 1
Source: RefSeq, a predicted model, not a curated record
CUUCGUUGUUUUUAACUUAGGCAACUUAUGGCUAACGAACCGCUGGAAAAAUUGGGAUUUAAAGAUCUGAUAGAUGAGAAAUCAGAAGCCAAACCUGAAAAGGUGUGA